CCCAAGUACGUUCAUGCGUAUACAUAGAUAGGGAUAGACCCAAGAGACGGUACAGACCGCAGCUUUGCGACAUGGCAUGCUGCCGGCGGCGAUAGUGGUCGCUUAAAGCUCUGCUGCAAGACACGCUCUAGGUGGUACCCCCAUGGCUCCCAAAAGCGCAGCAUCGAAGCGCAAGGGGCCAGCGACGCCCAGCCCCCCCACGCCCCUCGUCCUCUACAAACGAGCCCUCGCCGCCGUCAAGUCCUGGAGCCCCCUGUGCUCCGAAACCUGCGACACGGAGGCGCUGACCUGCCUCACAGCAUGCAUCUCACAGCUGCAGACGCGCAUGGGGAUACAGCUGCGGCCGCAGGAGGAGACGGAGGUGGCGGCGAGUGAAGCACCUGCCACCAGCACGGCUGCAAAUGGUACGGCACAAGACAGCAACGUUGCAGGAGUGCCAGGAGCAGUUGUCGCAGCGGCAGCGGCAGCAGGGCAGGAUGGAGGGAUAUCCGCAGGGCUGGCUGCGGCGUUGCGUCAGGCGGAGGCGCUAGCGGCCGCGGUUGGAACUGGGGAGGACAGCAAGGAGGAGGAGGAGAAAGACGGCUGCGCCUCGUCGUCAGGAGGAGCAUCUCCGUACGUUGCUGUCGUACGGCACAGCUUGGAUCUGGAUCUGGAGGACUGGGAGGAGGAGCCGGGCUUCCUGCUGGCCUCCGCGCACCUGGAGCUGGGCAAGCUGCUGGGCCGCAUGUGGCCCCGCCGCUGGCGCUGCGAGCGGGCGCACCUGCGGGCGGCGCUGGCGCUGUUCCCCGCCUGCGUGGCGGCGCGGCUGGCGCUGGCGCAGGCGCUCCUGGCCCGCUCCGACCACCCCUCCGACCUGCAGCAGGCGGAGGGGCUGCUGGCGGGGGCGCUCAGCACCGCGGAGCGGCUGGCGGGCGGCAGCGG
This is a messenger RNA of Astrephomene gubernaculifera, 921 nucleotides long. NCBI's taxonomy places the organism in Eukaryota, Viridiplantae, Chlorophyta, Chlorophyceae, Chlamydomonadales, Astrephomenaceae. The record is from the annotation of a GenBank genome assembly.